AUGAGUAAAUCUUAUCAAAAAAAUCAUUCUUUUGGACAAAAAAUGAAAUCUAAAAUAAAGAAUCCAAAUUCAAAAAAAAAACAUAAUAAUUAUCAAACUUUUGAAGAUGAUAGGGAAAAUUUAAUAGAAGAAUUUCCUUCAGAUAAAACCUUAAAAAAUAAUCAGAUUUUUGCUCAGGAAAUAUCACUAAAUAAGCUAUCUACAUUACAAAGAUCUAUUCUGGAAACUUCAAAUAUUUCUGAGAUUAAUGAAUAUUAUGAUAAAAAGGAGCUAUUGGAUAAUUAUAUUGAUAAUAAUGUGGAACAAAUUAGUGAUAAAACUAAAACUUGUAAUAUAUCAAAUAAGAUGAAUGAGUUAAAAAAGGAUUAUGAUGGAGAGAAUGAAAAUGAUGUUUCUGUUGAUAUUUCUCUAGUUAAAACUGUUGAUUUGAAAGAAACAUGGUCACAAGAACGAAAAUUUUUUUUAUUAGAGAUUUCAAAAUUACAAGAGUCAUUGAAAACUCAAGAGAACCGGUUUAAUAGUGUUAUUGAAGAGAAUGAAAAGAAAUUGGAGACUGUUCUAGAUGAAAAGCAACAGCUUGAAUUACAAUAUCGUAGUUUGUUAGGAAAAUUAUCCUCAAUAAAACAAGGUCUUGAAGAGAAAUUAAAGGCAGAUUCUGAAGAUUUGGCUUCUACAAAAAGAACGAUAGAAGAACUUAAAAAGAAAAAUUCUACUCUUUUAGAGGAAAUUUCUUGCUUGAAAAAAGAACUUAUUGAUACGAAUAAUGAUUGCUAUAGAAAAUCAAAAGAAAUUACUGAUUUGCAUGAUAAAAUUGAUCGAUCAGAGAGGAAUUGGAUUAAUGAAAAAGAUAUGUUAUAUAAACAACAGUGUAAUUCUAUUGAGAAUCUUGAAAAAUAUAAAAAAAUAUCUAAAGAUUGGAAAGAAGUAGCAUUAGAGGAGAGAAACUAUAAAGACGAUUUUAAAAGGAAAGUGGAUUAUCUUGAAGAAAGAAUUAAAGAAUUUGAAAUUUCAUUAAAACAGAGUCAAAAUUUAAAUAAUAAGCUUAGAAAAGAAAAUGAAGAAAAUAAUCAACUAAUUGAUGAAUACAAAAUAAAAAUUAAUAAGAUUAAUGAGGAUUAUAAAAGUGAUCUUAAUGAGGCUACAAAUGAAUUACAUGUGAAAAUAUCUGCUCUUAACGACAAAAAUACUCAAUUAGAAGCUCAAAUAAAUGGUUUAGUUCUUGAAGAUGAAAAAAAUAAAAAGGAAAUUGAAAGACUUAAAGUAUUUGAAAAAGAGAUUAAAGAGAAAAAUUUACUUAUUGGUAAAUUAAGACAUGAAGCUGUUAUUUUAAAUGAACAUCUUGUGAAAGCUUUAAAAUUAUUAAAAAAAAAUGAUUCAGAAGACAAUAUUGAUAAAAAACUUGUUACUAAUCUUAUUUUGUCUUUUAUUACUCUUCCAAGGGAUGAUACAAAACGUUAUGAAGUUUUGCAAUUAAUGUCUGCAUUUCUUCAAUGGACAGAUGAGCAAAAGGAGCUUGCGGGAUUAAUACGAUCAAAAAAUUUGUCAUUUAAAGAUAUUUUAUUCGGUUCUAAUAUUUCUUUAACACCAUUAUCGUAUAAUUCUUCAAAUUUUAAUUAUAAAUUUCAUAUGGACCAGGCUUUAUUUGAUAAAAAAUCAAUUUCUGAUCUUUGGAUUAAUUUCCUCCAAAAUGAAACAUCUAAAAAUCCUGAUUUAAACUAAUAAUUUAAAUAUUACGAAUGUGCCUUAUAUCUAAAAUACAUAUUUAUU
Molecule: messenger RNA, 1767 nt
Organism: Pneumocystis murina B123
Lineage: Eukaryota; Fungi; Ascomycota; Pneumocystomycetes; Pneumocystales; Pneumocystaceae
Exons: 8
Coding region: 1-1719 (572 amino acids)
Biological process (GO): endoplasmic reticulum to Golgi vesicle-mediated transport; Golgi organization
Cellular component (GO): Golgi apparatus
Molecular function (GO): small GTPase binding
Source: RefSeq, a predicted model, not a curated record